CUCAGUACCAGAACAGAGCUGUUUGCUGUCCACAAUUCAUUGUGCGGUGCAGAUGGCUGGUUACUGUCAUCUAAUUUGUCAAGACAGUCCGAUUAAAAAUGUUAUGAAAGUUAUUCGGGUCGGUUGAUCGUUACUAUUUUGUGUUUUUAUUGUUUUCUCGUAACCUGUGCCAUAAUUCAAACGGGUUUUCUUUGAAUACUAACUCUUGCUAUCAAAAAUGAAACGUGUGUGCUUCAGUUUACAUAGUUUUGCCAUCACAAACGUCCAAAUCUAUACACUAUUUGAAAACAGUGAAAGAGAGGUUAGGUAGUGCCUGGUAGUGCUUUGUAUUAUUAUGGAAUUUAAUCAGGAUUAAGUAAAGUAUGAUGCCAUGCAUUCGUUAGAACAUUCUCCGAAUAAUCCACAAUGUAAAUAACUUGAUUAUUGCUCCAAUUAAAUGUAAUUGACUAGUCUUUUAAGACUAGCCUGAAAAAUUAUUAGGUUGUUUGAAAUCAUGCAAGCAAAAAAACGUUAUUUAUUAGUUUUAUCUUGUGCAUUUUUAGCGUAUUGCUACUUUGGAGGUUAUAGAUUGAAAAAUGAGUCAAACCUAACCUCUCCUCAUAAAAUGUUACCAUCGUACGUUGAUGUUUUGAGUGAUCAUCUAUACAGUAGAGACAUUGAAUCAUCCCUCCAAUUCCGGAGGAUAGGUAGCAGUACUUAUAAAAAAGUUAAUAAUUCCUAUAGAAAUUGUAGAAUGGAGACUUGCUUUGAUUACAGAAAGUGUCACAGUGACUUCAAAGUGUAUGUUUAUCCUUUGAAUGAUGAAAUGAACGGCGAAACUCCACUAACUCCUAGCCCAGCAUAUCAAAAAGUUUUAGAUGUAAUUUUAGAAUCGCGUUAUUAUACUUCCGAUCCUAGUCAAGCUUGUCUUUUUGUACUUGCUAUUGAUACUUUAGAUAGGGAUAGUCAUUCGAGUGAUUAUGUUAGAAAUGUACAGUCUCGCCUCCACAGACUGAAGUUAUGGAACAACGGUCGCAAUCAUGUAGUGUUUAAUUUAUAUUCAGGAACAUGGCCGGACUAUGUUGAAGAUGAUCUUGGAUUUGAUACCGGUGAAGCAAUCCUAGCCAAAGCCAGCAUGUCAAUGUCGAGUUUUCGCCCAGGAUUCGAUAUAUCGAUCCCUUUAUUUUUUAAGAGCCACCCGGAGCGUGGCGGCGACGCUGGCUUUGUGACAUCGAACAACUUCCCGGUGACAAAGCGCUACCUGCUGGCGUUCAAGGGCAAACGCUACCUGUACGGCAUCGGCUCGGAGACGCGCAACGCCCUCUACCACCUACACAACGACCGCGAUGUCGUCCUCGUCACCACCUGCCGACACGGCAAAACCUGGAAGGAGCGCAAGGAUCAGCGCUGCGACGAGGACAACGCCGAGUUUGACAGGUACGACUACGAGCUGCUGCUGCAGAACUCGACGUUCUGCCUGGUGCCACGCGGCCGCCGCCUCGGCUCGUUCCGCUUCCUGGAGGCGCUGCAGGCCGGCUGUGUCCCGUCCUCCUCUCCAACGGCCUGCAGAUGCCCUUUUCCGAGGUCAUCGACUGGAACAAGGCGCUCAUCCUCGCCGACGAACGCCUAUUGCUGCAGGUUCCGGAAAUAGUGCGCUCCAUUCCAGCUACAAAGGUAUUCGCCCUUCGUCAGCAAACUCAAGUGCUGUGGGACCGUUAUUUUUCGUCGGUUGAAAAGAUUGUCUUCACAACUUUAGAGAUAAUUCGCGAACGUUUGCCGUUGCAGCGGAAACGCGACGGAAUAAUCUGGAACAACUCGCCGGGCGCGCUGCUCACGUUCCCCGAGUUCUCCGACUUCUGGCCGCACUACCCGUUCCACAUUGCGGCGUCCGCAGACGCAGCCGCAGACGACAACUUCACCGCAGUCGUCUACUGCCAGCUGGGCACCCCCCUCACCCCCUCCUCCACACUGUUCCGGCUCAUCAAGAAUGUUGCCAAGAGCAAGCACGUGUCCAAGAUCCUAGUGGCUUGGAACAGCGAUAAGCCGGUUCCGGCGCAUUCAAGAUGGCCGCCACUGCCAGGCCACGUGUCGCUGCACGUGUUGCAAGAGUCGUCGGAGCCGCUGAUUGGUCAGCGCUUCUUUCCGCACCCGCUGCUCAAGAGCGCCGCCAUUCUGUCGCUGGACGAAGACGCGCUGCUCAACAGCGACGAAAUCGACUUUGCCUUCCACGUGUGGAGGUCCUUCCCUGACCGCAUCGUCGGCUACCCGGCGCGCUCGCACUACUGGGAUGACGCCAAGGGAAGCUGGGGCUACACGUCCAAGUGGACCAACGACUAUUCGAUAGUGCUGACGGGCGCCGCCUUCUACCACCGCUACUACAACUACCUCUACACAGAGUGGCUGAGUCCGCUGCUGCUGAAGACGGUGCAGCAGUCGCACAACUGCGAGGACAUACUCAUCAACUUCCUCGUCAGCCACGUCACGAGGCGUCCGCCCAUCAAGGUCACGCAGCGCAAACAGUACAAGGAGCAGCCGCCCUCCAACAGUUUGAGGUCACCGUGGAACGAUCCGGACCACUUCAUCCAGAGACAGACCUGCCUGAACACAUUUGCAGCUGUCUUCGGCUACAUGCCGCUACUGCGCUCAAACAUGAGACUGGAUCCCGUCCUAUUCAAAGAUCCCGUAUCUAAUCUAAGAAAAAAAUACAGACAGAUCGAAUUAGUUGGUAGCUAGUAUUUGGCGGGACAGGUACGUUUUAUACCUCUCCCUCCAAAUUCAUACAGAAUUACUUUUUAAAAGUUCAAUGCCAGUGUGAAUGUAUUAAUACCAAUGAAUAGUUGUUACCAGGUAUGAGUUGUAUUUAGGGCAAAUAUUUCAUCCUAUUUUAUUACUGAAUCAUCACAUUAAUUUAUUGUUUGUAAAUAGGUAUGAAUGUAACUGAUGAUAUUUAGUGUUUGUAUUGUUGAAGUAGUGAUAUAUUGCUAUCACUAUUAAUCAUGAUUGUUUGAAUGCUCAUUGAAUACUUUUUUUUGUCUUCAACUGAAAUAAAAUCAGUUUUACUUCAAAUGAUUUGCACCAUGGUAUCUAGAAGAAGACGGUAGAGGUCACGAGUAUGUUUGGACUAUAUUCUAGGUAUUGACGUUUCCUUUCUCAAGUACUCAAAAAUCUUCAAGCAUUCUAAUAGGAAAAAGGAGUUUGUCACUCCAGCUGUGGGCUGACGUCAUUCAGUUUCUCGGUAAGUUCGUUCAAAUUAAAGACGAACGCACACAGAAGCAGACAUACGGAGAAAAAUGAAACGUCUGCAUGCAGACAUAUGGCGAUGUACCUAUGUGUACGUUGCAACCUGGUGGAGGGGGGUAUUUUCCAGCAUCUGUCUGUUGCUGUGUGCGUUCGUCUCAAUUUUCAUGAUUUCUACCGUCUACUGCUACAUGGGUUGAACCAAGCAAGAUCAAUCCCAAUCCAUCCAGCAUCAGUGCUAUCUCAGCCAUCUCUAAUAGCCAUUAGAUACAUUUUGUUAAAAUUAUUUGGGAUUAAUUAUGAAGCAUAGAUCUAGCCAGCUGCAGCUGAUCCUGACUGGCCUGGUUUUAUUUAAACUUUGCUAGCUCGUUGGGUACGGCAUUCUACUAGAGAUAACUGUGCUACAGUACUAUGCUAAAUAUGGUAUUCAAUUUCAGUUUUAUAUUUCAAUUUUCAAUUUAUUAAAAACACACAAAACAAGACAAAACAAAAUUACAAAGAAUUAUGAAACAAAUAAAACACAAUAAAAUGUUACAAAUAUAAACAACCAAUUGAUUCAAUAUAUUGAAUCCCUUAUAAUUGAUAUGAAGAUUGUCUAAUGUGUUUUCAUAGGGCUUAUCGAAUUGUUGAAUUAUUAAUGUAGAAAUAACUAGUACCUUUUUCAAACUUCAAAACAGAAUUCUGAGAAAAGGAUACUUGCAAAUCGCAUGUGUGCUGAAACUAGUAGUGUUACCUAAGUAAAAAUAUUUUGGCCGGGUGAGGCUCAACUCAAACUUACGCGACUCAGGUCGAGAAGAGACUCGACUCUAGUCGAGAGCAUGAUGUGUUUUCGAAUGGGAGACGUCGCGGUGACUAGAAUCGACUGGUCUGAGUGUCACCAUUUGGAAACACAUGCUUUCGACUAGAGUCGAGUCUCUUCUCGACCUGAGUUGCGUAAGUUUGAGUUGAGCCUACUAGUUAUUUCUAUAAUAAUUGAAUAUUGUCGAUUUUGAAUUGGUUCUUUAAUGAAUACGAAUUUUGAAAACAUUUGUCAUUUCUAAUAACUUUGUAUCUUGAACAGUUUUAUUACAGCUUUAUUAUUAUCUUGUUAUGGUUUAUUGAAAAGUGUUAUUGACAAGUGUUCUGUUAGCAGAACAUCUUUUCCUCUUCACUGCAUCUGAUUAAAAUUACACAAUAUUUUUGAACAAAAUUAUCGCCUUUGAUUUUAUUUUUAAAUCAUUGUGAUUGUGGAUAAUAGAUGGUAAAAAUCUUUUUUCUCCUUGUCAAUAGUAAUAUCUCAUAAUCCUCAGUUGAACCAAAGUAAAUUCCUACUUCUCUAAAUAAUUAUCGUCUUGCAUACUCAAUUUGAAAGUGUCAUACCUUCAACAAUAAUUCAGAAUCUAAUGAAAAUUCCUAUGAUUAUUGUUGAAGUAAUAUAUUACCGUAAUACUCAAUGAACAAAUAAUUUAAUUAUUUACUGUCUACAAAUCUUAUUAUCUGUAUUUAUUCUAUUGUUAUAUUUAUAUUUUUGUACACUUUUAUUUGAUAGUAUGUUUAUUAUUUAUACAAAACAUUGUAAAUUUUUAACCUGUAAAUAAUCAAGGCAGCUUGGAGAGCGAUGUUAAAUUAUUUUGUUUUAUUGAGGAUUUAUCUUUAAAUAUGUAGUCUAUAGUGUUCAUUUAAUUAUUUCCAUUGUUACUAAGAAUAUUAGUUAUUAGUUAUAUUAAUACUGGAAAUGAGUGUGAUUGCAUAGUUGAAAAGCUAUUAUAAUUAAACUGUCUUUAAUGAUUGCUCAGGUGAGUAUGUAUUGAUGAUAUUAAUUUGUGAUUGCAUGACGUUAGGGCCAUUCAAUAAUAAUAAAAUACUCUUUUUGGUUUUGUACGCCAUUGGAAAUAUUCAAAAUAAGUUCAGUGGAUACUAAUAAUUGUAUUUUUGUUAUCUUGCUUGUUAUACGAGUAGAAGACUUAAUUAAACUAUUAAAAGACUGGUCUUCAUCUCGAAUGAAUAAAAAAUGUUGGUUUUACAACUGCAAUCUAUGAUUCCAAAUCUAUAAUGAUAAUUAUAUAUUCUGUCAUUGUAUUUGAUGAUAAAUAACAAAUACAAUCUUGUUAUAAUUUCUUAUUAUAAUCGUUUUGGGAGUUCAGCCUUCUGCUGAUUCUUAUCCUACAAAGCAAUAAUUAUCAUUCAGAUGAUAUCUUAUAUUGUUAUAUAUUCAAUUCUGUUUUCCCUUUUAAUUUAAACCCUGGAUAAAAUACAAACUUAUUACAGUUUCUAUCAUACAUUGAAUUGUUUUCCCCCAAUUCAUACAUGAAUUUUUCUUAAAAAUCUUAUUAUUCGCAUAUUCUUAUCAUAAUUUUGCAGAAAAUCCAUUUCCAGCCUCAUUCAUUGCGUACUAUUAAUUAUUAUAAUUUUCUAAAAUUGUUUGACUGAGAAACAAACAGUUUGGAACAUUUUUUUUUCAAUUUUUGAAAUGUCUGAAUGUAAACACAUCAAUUUAUUCACAGCAUUUCAAGAAUAAAUUUUCUUCUGCUUUAUAUUUAAAAUUAAUAAAAAUGUCAGUAGUUUGUACUAUACUAGAUCACUGAUUAUCCAUCAUGACAGAAAAAAGACUGAAAUUUCAAAUAAAUUUUGUCAUUAAUU
Molecule: messenger RNA, 5835 nt
Organism: Nilaparvata lugens (brown planthopper)
Lineage: Eukaryota; Metazoa; Arthropoda; Insecta; Hemiptera; Delphacidae
Gene: ttv
Product: exostosin-1
Exons: 8
Coding region: 1549-2712 (387 amino acids)
Cellular component (GO): membrane
Molecular function (GO): glycosyltransferase activity
Source: RefSeq, a predicted model, not a curated record